This is a messenger RNA of Trichoderma gamsii, 1794 nucleotides long. RefSeq lists its product as hypothetical. NCBI's taxonomy places the organism in Eukaryota, Fungi, Ascomycota, Sordariomycetes, Hypocreales, Hypocreaceae. The transcript has a single exon. The record is from RefSeq and is a predicted model, not a curated record. The coding region runs from base 1 to 1794 and encodes 597 amino acids.
AUGGAAAACGUCACGCGAUUUCGAUACGAACCGCUUUCCAAAGACAACGAUAAGACAAGGUCGAUCCGCUUGCUUCAUCUCCGGCCUGGGUCACCGGGUGAACCUGUUAAUUGCAGCAUUGUGCAUCAAAAUCUCCGUAACAAGCCAGACUUUGAAGCCUUGAGUUACUGCUGGGGCGAUGCUGCAAAUCCUCUGCGUAUUUACAUUGGCAAGGAUUACAUUGACGUAACCCAAAACCUCCACGAUGCCUUGCUCAAGCUACGCGACAAAGAGAACACAAAAACUCUCUGGAUUGAUGCGAUAUGUAUCAACCAAGACGAUCUUGCGGAGCGAUCGCAGCAAGUGACCAUCAUGAAGCAAAUCUACCAACAAGCCAGAAAGACAGUUGUUUGGCUUGGCCCAGAAAAUGCAGAUACUGCGAGGGCCUUUGAGCUAAUACCAUACCUCAUGGUGGUCUUCACAGACGCAUUUCAGGGAAUGCCACGCCCGAUAAGUUAUGAUCAUAAUGUCUUAAGGCACCCAGCUAUACCGCGAGUGUAUCAAAAAAUGCAAUUAUUCGAGUCCUUUAUGCAAUUGGAACAACGCCCCUACUUCACCAGAGUCUGGAUCAUUCAAGAACUUGCUGUGUCACAGAACAAGGUUGUACUCUUUUGGGGAGAGCACAGCGUGUCCUGGGAAGAAUACCUCAUAGCCACAUGGACGUUCGCUUGCUUGCAAAUUCAGAAACCGAACAGAGACAAACCUUUGGGCAACUUCCUCCAUUUGAUCAGGCCUGCGAUAGAGAUGGCGGUGUCGAACGUCAAGCUCAUAGGCCUUUUGGAUCGAUACCGACAACAGGAAUCCACUGACCCGCGGGACAAAGUGUUUGCGCUGCUAGGAAUCGCUGAUUCGCAAGACGUCGCCUCUCUAGGCUGCAACGUGGACUAUAACAUGACCACUGUGGAAGUCUAUACACGCCUUGCAAAGUCAUAUAUACAGAGAGAUGGUAACCUUGAUAUACUCGGCUAUGCCAAACACGGCACAAACAUCGCAGGAUUGCCUUCCUGGGCGCCCGAUUGGACAAACCAGGGAGAGAUGCCAAUCAAUUUACGGACUCCAAUCCUGUCCGGCAUUUCUCACAAUCACCAUGCUGGAGGCGAUAAAGAUUGCAGAGCUAGCGUGUCAAUGGACGGAAUCACUUUAAAUGGCAAAGGUGUUAUUUUUGACAAGAUCGCAAGACUGUCUGGAGUAUAUGGCGAAGCAUGGGGUGAAAACUGCUGCAUUCCUCACGUCUUGGAAACAAUUGCAGGAUUAGCUGAGAAAAGCGAUUACAUUGCCGGAGGUACAGCUCUGGACGCCCUUUUCAUCACACAACUUGCCGGGUGCCCCAAACCUGCCUAUGAUAAGCUACAAAGAAGAUUUCAUGAAGUAUGGGAGGAAGCGAAAAGCCAUCCUUCAGAAAAGGGGAUCCGUGGCUCUGUCACUAUUUCAACUGUGCAAGGCCAACAGGAAAAAAAGAUCAGCGUAAGGCCAGUGGAUGUCAGGGAAACGGGAGAGACUGAAGCACUUCUAACGGCAAGCCUCAAGUACACUUUGAAAAGGCGAUUUGCAACAACUCGCAAGGGUUACUAUGCGUUAGUGCCAGAUAAAUCUGCCGUUGGAGACACAAUUGUCAUUUUGAGGGGAGGGAAUUACCCAUUUGUCUUGCGUGCUCAGGGGCAAAGCUGGAGCCUUGUGGGGGAAUGUUAUGUGCAUGGAGUGAUGAAUGGAGAGGCAUUCGAUGAAUCUGUCUGUGAAAGCGUGGCAAUAGUUUAA